Messenger RNA from Aspergillus heteromorphus CBS 117.55, 1300 nucleotides. Its product is annotated as lipoate synthase. The transcript has 2 exons. Gene Ontology annotation, molecular function: 4 iron, 4 sulfur cluster binding; lipoate synthase activity. Gene Ontology annotation, biological process: lipoate biosynthetic process. The record is from RefSeq and is a predicted model, not a curated record. Lineage: Eukaryota; Fungi; Ascomycota; Eurotiomycetes; Eurotiales; Aspergillaceae. Gene Ontology annotation, cellular component: mitochondrion. Bases 59 to 1300 code for a protein of 413 amino acids.
UUUCUCCAACCUGCUGCUUGUUCGAGGCCCUCGAGCUUGAACAACAACCACCAUCACCAUGGCCGCCGCAUCAACGCACCGUCUCCGGCUCCUCAGCUCCUCCACACGGGGCCUCUUCCCUCAACCCAGCUCCUCCCUCGCCCGUCGAGCCUACGCCACCACCGAAUCUCCCACCGACACCACUACCACAACCGCCCAAGUGCCACCACGCCGUCGAACAACCUUCACAAACAAACUCAACGCCGGCCCCUCCUUCACCGACUUCGUCUCCGGCAACACAGCCCCCGCCCUCGAUGAGGAGCCCUUCGAAACGGCCCUCGUCGGCCCCGCCGGCCGCAAGAAGAAGAUGACCCGCCUGCCCUCCUGGCUCAAGACCCCUAUCCCGGACUCCCAGAACUACCAACGUCUCAAGAAAGACCUGCGCGGUCUGAAGCUCCACACCGUCUGCGAAGAGGCCCGUUGUCCCAACAUCUCCCAGUGCUGGGGCGGCGACGACAAGUCCGCUGCCACCGCCACCAUCAUGCUGAUGGGCGACACCUGCACGCGCGGCUGUCGCUUCUGCAGCGUCAAGACAAACCGUGCCCCAGCGCCCCUUGACCCCCACGAACCUGAGAACACCUCCGAGGCGAUCUCCCGCUGGGGCCUGGGCUACGUCGUUCUCACCAGCGUCGACCGCGACGACCUCGCCGACGGUGGUGCGCGCCACUUCGCCGAGACCGUCAUCAAGAUCAAACAAAAGGCCCCCAGCAUCCUCGUCGAGUGUCUUACGGGCGACUACGCGGGCGACCUAGAGAUGGUCAAGCUGGUCGCGCGCUCCGGACUCGACGUGUACGCACACAACGUCGAGACCGUCCGCGAGCUCUCCAACCAGGUGCGCGACCGCCGCGCCACCUUCGAGCAGUCUCUCCGCGUCCUCGAAGCUGCCAAGCAAGCCAAGCCCGAGCUCAUCACCAAAACCUCCCUCAUGCUCGGCUUCGGCGAGACAGACGAGCAGCUCGAGAACUCCCUCGCCGCGUUACGUGCCGUCAACGUCGACGUCGUCACCUUCGGUCAGUACAUGCGUCCCACCACCAGACACAUGCCCGUGCAUGAGUACGUUCGUCCCGAACGGUUCGAUUACUGGAAGUCUCGUGCCCUCGAGAUGGGCUUCCUUUAUUGUGCGUCUGGGCCCCUCGUCCGCAGUAGUUAUAAGGCGGGUGAGGCGUUCAUUGAGAAUGUCCUUAAGAAGAGAAAGGCCGGCGAGCCCCUUCGGAACCCCGAUGCCCAUGAGAAGGAGUGGCAGUCGUUUCUGACAUCAUGA